Messenger RNA from Soboliphyme baturini, 1632 nucleotides. The record is from the annotation of a GenBank genome assembly. NCBI's taxonomy places the organism in Eukaryota, Metazoa, Nematoda, Enoplea, Dioctophymatida, Soboliphymatidae.
AUGAUGGCAUCCCGCUGUCUGCAUCCUCCCUUCAGAACGAGUAGCGUAUCCGUUGCUGACUUGUGCCUUCGUCGUCAUUCCGUCGGUCUUCGUCCUCUGUUGUUGUGUUCCUACCCCCACCCCGGGCUGGCAAGUGGCGCUGAGCAGGUUCUGGUCGCUGAGUUUUUGCAGUCUGCCUCAGUUCCUUCAACAACCUGUGCGGCCCUUGGUAGCCCGGUCGACGACCGAACCGGCAUAUUUUUCAUUGGGGUUCAUAUCAUGAGCGUUUCUUCUUUUUCUACGACUUUCGCAGACCUGCAUUCCGUCGACUCUUUGACAGAGAUAAGACAGAAUACCGUUUCGAAUCUGAAGGCAUCCGGCUUAAAACCGCUUUAUCUUGAUGUGCAGGCAACAACUCCAAUGGAUCCACGUGUGUUGGAUGCAAUGCUGCCUUUUUCGAUCCAUCAGUACGGAAACCCUCAUAGUCGGACCCACGCCUACGGCUGGGAAACUGAAGCAGCGGUAGAAAAUGCCCGAAAGGAAAUUGCGGAUUUGAUUGGAGCUGACCCCCGAGAGAUCAUUUUCACUAGCGGUGCUACCGAAUCGAACAAUUUGGCGGUGAAGGGUGUCGCCCACUUUAACCGUGACAAAAAAAAUCACAUCGUGACCAGCCAAAUCGAGCACAAAUGCGUGCUGGACUCUUGCCGGUUUCUGGAAGCUGAAGGAUUCCAGGUGACCUAUUUGCCGGUACAGUCUAACGGCGUAAUCGACCUGAAGGUAUUUGAAAAGUCCUUAACCGACCAGACUUCACUGGUGUCCAUAAUGACAGUCAACAACGAAAUUGGUGUUAGGCAGCCUAUUACGGAAAUAGGAAGCAUAUGCAGAGCAAGGAAAAUAAAUUUCCAUACGGAUGCCGCUCAGGCUGUGGGCAAAAUUCCAAUUGAUGUUUCGAAACAGCAAAUCGACUUAAUGUCUAUUAGCGGCCAUAAAAUUUACGGACCGAAAGGAAUCGGGGCUUUGUACGUUCGCAGGAGGCCACGUGUUCGAUUAGAAGCACAAAUGUCUGGCGGUGGACAGGAAAGAGGUCUUCGCUCAGGAACUUUACCAGCACCGUUGGUUGUUGGAUUAGGCGUUGCUUGCAAAUUAUGUCGCGAGGAAAUGAUGUUUGACAUGCAACACGUCAAGAGAUUAUCCGACCGUCUCGUAAACAAAAUUACAAGUUCUGUUCCUCAGGUUAUUCGUAAUGGUGAUCCGCUAAUGUCGUAUCCUGGUUGUGUCAACCUUUCGUUCUACUGCGUCGAAGGCGAAAGUCUCUUGAUGGCUUUGAAGAAUGUUGCCCUUUCUUCUGGAAGUGCUUGCACUUCUGCUUCACUGGAGCCCUCUUACGUUUUACGAGCUUUGGGUGCCGGGGACGAUCUUGCACAUUCUUCGAUUCGAUUUGGCAUUGGACGUUUCACUACUGAAGCAGAAGUCGACUAUACUGUGGAAAGGUGUGCAGAAGAAGUUGAAAGAUUACGAGAUAUGAGGUAUUUUGGCAUUUACUUUUACUCUUAUUCUCGUUCAGUAGUUCGUUCAUUUUUGCUGUUUUUUGGGAUAAAUAAUCAUAGGUUCUUCAUAUAUUUUUUCAGGUAUUCUUCGUCUAGACGGAUUUAG